Molecule: messenger RNA, 5022 nt
Organism: Portunus trituberculatus (swimming crab)
Lineage: Eukaryota; Metazoa; Arthropoda; Malacostraca; Decapoda; Portunidae
Gene: in
Product: protein inturned-like
Exons: 22
Coding region: 322-2763 (813 amino acids)
Biological process (GO): cilium assembly; nervous system development; establishment of planar polarity
Cellular component (GO): cytoplasm; cilium
Molecular function (GO): protein binding
Source: RefSeq, a predicted model, not a curated record
CUGAUCCUUCGAAGAAGUGGUCCUGAUAUACCAUAGUCGGAUAGUUUACAUCAUGUCAGUCUUUUAGCAAUAUCAAGUACAGUAACGUUAAUAGUAGUGACCAGUGACCACCCCACCAAUGAGGGUAGGGAGGGAAGCGUACGUCUGGCAGUCCUGCAACCUCUAACCUAUAACUCGACUGUAAACAAACCUCCUCACCUGUUUGUUGGCCUUACCUUCACUGUGUUGGACUGUAGCAGCGUAGCCGGGGCCUCCGGCAGCACCAAAUAAGCAGAGCACCUGCUGGCACGCUAGGUGAUGUGAAAACUCUACAUUAACAUCAUGGAAGGACAUGUGGCACACUUUGACUCAGACAGGGGAAGCUACUCAGCAUCUUCAUCAGGCCAAUCAGAGGAAUCUUAUGGAUAUGAGGAUGCUGAAUGGCUGAAGCAUGUGGAACCAGAUGGAUCAUUGCUUUAUGUGGAGUCAUACGUCUCAAGCACUGUACGAGAAAAACAAGCACAAGCUCUGAAGGCUGCUGGGACAUCAGAAAGGAAGCCUGCUUUUUCUCUUCCUUCAAAAGAUAUAAAAAAACAGAACAAGUUGCUGGGACUGUUGAAGAGACGUCCCAGUGUUCGAGUGAAAGGCAGUCCUCGGAUUGGACUUGGUGGGGAGGUUGGUACCAAGAGUGGAGCUGAGGUAUCCCCUGCCCCUAAAGUGACUUUCAGGGACAAUCCAAGUGGAGAAGUGAGGAAGGUGAAGCUUCAAGUUUAUGAAGGUGGAAACAACCUUGGGCGACGGGCUAGUCUAUGUGAAACUGUGCUUGGCCUGGUACCAGGGAGGUUUAGUGAACCUCCAGACUCAAGAGUGAUGGUGGCAGGGCUGGUACCUGGGUCACAAGCUCUCAGAAAUGGUGCAAUUAAAAUUGGUGAUUGGCUGAAAGAGGUGGAUGGAGCAGACAUCACAUGGGACAACUUGGAUGAGGUGUUGGCUGAACUGCAGAUUCCAUCUCUGAUCACUAUGUCAGUUCAGAAGUGUGCCUCAGAAACCCUCCCUGAUGAAACAGGGAGUGAUCACAAGAGGGUGACUCAAACCCAGUUGGUGAAAGUUGUGACAGGAACAGGGGGAAGUAACUCCCCUCCCACACACCUUCAAGAGCUCCCACACACACUCUUGUACCUCAGCCUUGUUGGAGUCUCUGAGGACUCUCCAGAUGGUGCUGAUAUAAGGUACCAGUUUCCCAACUGGAGCAACAAGCUGGUGAAGGUGCGAGGAAUGUUUAUUACUGCGGCUCACACUGUGCAGGAAGUUGCUGGUGCACCUGCUCUUUGUUCUACUGUGUGUGUGGAUGGAGAGUAUUACCACGUGGCCUAUACCAGAGAACAAAAUGAUGUCCUUCUUCUGGCCUUACCACAUGCUUAUUGGCUGAUUUUGCAUGACCAUGAAGGAACAAAGCUUCAAAUUGACAACUGCCUCAGUGAACUUGAGUCUGGAGAUUUUGGAGAUGAGGACACAGACUGUGAAGAUUCUCUCUCCCUCUACAACAUUAUAGGAUCCUGCCUUUUCUACAAGGGUCUUUUGGUGGCAUCUCACUUGUCUCCUGAGGAGAUGCGCCUUGUGUGGCUUUUUACUUCCCACCAUGGGCUGCUCUCCCUCACAGCUCAAGAAUCUGUGAGUCAGCUGGUGGGAUGGAGGCGUGUAUAUCUUCCAUUAGAAUGCAGCCAAGAUGUCUCCUCCCCAGCUGUUCACUACCUAUUGUUGUCUGCCAUGAAUCAUUGCUUGCUAGGUGUGCUUCUGGAGACGGGGAACAUUACAGCUAUGCUUGAUGAAGAUGCUGGACCAGACCCUUUCUUAGUUGACCAAAUAGAGGCUUCACUGUACCAUCUUCAUGCACUUCACAUCAAUACUACUUGUGAGGAGAGUUUGACCAAUGGUGGGAUUGAGACCAUCUCUGCUGAUGACAGAUUUGGAAAAGGGACUCCUAGCAAGAAGCCUAAAGAUAGGACAGAUGGUGUUGAAGGUGGACUACGACUGCCAGAUGUACCUUCUAUACUCAAGCAGAAAUCUUCAGCACCAGUUGAACCUGCACUUUAUAUAGGAGAGCAUGGUGGGAAUGAAUGGGAAGAAGAGGCCAGUGAAGAUUCUAUUGCUCAUAGUUCUCAAGACUCCUCUCUUGCUGCAGAAGAGGAUGGGAGAGAAGAUGAACCAGAUGAUGAUUCAGAAUCUGACUGGAGGAUAUUUAAGCCCACAGAGAGCAGAGGGCUCCAUCAGUAUGACUUCGAGAUGAAAGCACGAUCCUCUAAAGCUCCAACCUCUCCCAUAAGAGUGACAUGUGGGAAAGAAAGUGUUUUGUUUCAUCUGGUGCAGUUAGAGGUUGGAGAAGGAGUGUUGAUCCAGGCCCACAACUCUACUCCUAGCAUUUCUUCCUCCUCAUCACCUAGCGAUACCACUGCACCUCUACAUGCACAAAUCCUUCACAAUUUUCAAACAACUUGUGGACAUAUUCAUCAUGUAUUGCAAGCAGCUGUUCGUUGCAAGGAUACAUGUGGAGGGUACCAGGGGAGCUCAGCACUGAACACAAUCAAGGAACAUGGGGUUCUGUUUACAUGCUCCCCACCCACUACAGAUGGUGGUAAAAGACGAGCACAGACCUUCUCUUAUUGGGUAGUUGGACGUCUUCUGGCAGCUCCUUAUCAACGAGAGGUUUAUGUCUGCUACCACGAAUCAGUGCCACAAAACCUCUUAGAAAUGGCCUUCAGGGUAUCACUUGGCUGUGUGGUGUGAAAUUCAAAGCAAAGCUAUGUGCCAAAGGUGUUAAGUGAGCUUUGCUGACUGAAUUCCCAAAUCGGAAUUAAGUGUUAUUAUAGAGGUGAAUGCAUGUUUUCAAACGUGGAAAUAUGUAUUUUAGAAAUCUAACUAAUGUACAUACAUUAAAACAAUAUUUUUUUAACAGUUAAUACUUAUCUAUCAAAUGUUAGGUGUGACUUUACCUCAUAUUCAUCCUCUAUACUCCCACUGCCAUAAUUCUUGAACAAACUUAUUUUUACAUUGGUUCUGUUUCCUUGAAUGAUAUAUUGUUAAUUUUGCAUUUGUUUUCAGAUAUGUUUCAAACUUUUUUUAGCAUCACUUGCAAUAUCCAUGAUCAGAUCUGCAGGAUUAAUGCUUUAUUUCUUUUUGUGCUGUAUUUUUAUUACUUGCCCAUUAUCAGACUGUGCUUAUCUUUUCUUUUAAUUUUCAUAUUUGCAAAUUGUUUCCUUUUUACAAAUUGUUUAAUAGGAAAUGUGGCUGUACUCCAAUAAUUUAAUCUUCUUUAUUAGCUUAGGUUCUGCCACAGGUGAUAUGUGUGGCAAGAGUAUAACCCAACACUUUUUGCCAAUAUUUUUUGGCAAUUUAUUUGGGCACACAUGCAUGGGAAUGUAUGUGGAUGCAGUAGAAUUGCUGUGAUACAGUCAUACAUUUUGCUUUGCAUGACAAUUUGCCCUCUUUUAUUUGGUGACGGCUUCAACUGGCUUCUCAACAUUGUCUCUUAUUCUAACUUUUCAAGAUUACACAUUUCAGCUGUUGAGCAUGUGUCUGUGUCAUUGUCUAAAUCAUUGAUAAUUUGAUAAGAGAUGAACAUUUGCCCAUUUGUGUGAGAAUAAUGCUCAAGCCAGUGUUUAAUUUGUUCUUAGGUUCUUACAACUCACGUGCAUUCAUAGCCAUGUAAAAAAUUUUAGUUCUGCAUUUACCUGUUUUGAGAUUUGUGGAAGGGAUUGGAGUAAUCUUGUUGUUUUCAGUGUAGUAGUUGCAUUGAACUCCUGGAUGUGUUGAUAUAACUCAAGGUAUUGUGUGCAUGUUAAUAAUAGCACUUUUCAGGAGAGAUUGUAGAAGUCAUGCAAGUCUUGGUCUUGUUCCUAAUGUGGAAGUCUGGCAGCAUCUGAUUAAGUUUAAAAACUUAAAAAAAAAGAUGUGUCCAUCCUUACAUGAGUGUUCCAUUAGGUCUAGCACCUGUAUCAAAAUUUUUCCGUCCUCCAGCACAAUGAUUACUAUUUUGAACAGAUAAAAAAUGUGGCUAGUUGUUUUAAGGUUAAGAUUCUUAUAGUACAAUGCUUUUAUUUUUUGGUUAUAUUUAUUGAUAUGCAUUAAUGUUUUGUACCUUACCUUUUUGCCUCUUUUUAUGCUGUGCAAUGUAUCUUUCCUGUUAGAGAUUUCUUUAAACAAAAUAUUGAUUACUGCACAGAAAGUUGUCUCCAUAGUGUGAGCCUUGUCUUUGCCAUUCUGACAAUUGGUAAAACAGUGUGCCAUACUGCCUUCAAAGGUGAACUGAACUAAGAGUCUUGGAAUAUAUUAAAAAAAAAAAAAGUGCAGCAUCAAGCCAGAAAGUUUGGUUCUCCAUCUAGUAGUUGAUGAGAUUGUUUUUGAUGGUGUCACUCAUGAAUAUCGCUCCUUUUAGGAUGAUCUCAUCUUCUUGUUCACUGCCAUGUUUCCAGCCUGGCCUUGAGUGUUUCAUUCUGGCUAUUGGGCAUGAGUUUUGGAUUAAGCAUGAAGGCUUCCUUGAUGUUUCUUCCUUUGAUCUUAGCUUUUUAGCAGAUUGUUGUACUGCAGGUAGUGAUGUUGAUUGAUAUGUAUAUCUUUGUCUGUGAUUACUGCCAGCCAAGACUGUUCUCUUUGCCCUUCUCUGACUUCAGACAUAAAUUUCACCACAAUCACAUUUUUCACUAUACAUUCUCUCAGUAGAAUAUGGAACUGGUUAGUUUGAAAUGUUGAUGAGAGGAUGCAGUGUCUCAAGUAAAAAAAAUAGGAUCAACAAAUUAAUAACUUGCUGUCCUAUGUGUGAAAGCCUUAUCAUUGAAGCUACCACUUGAGGACAACAUUUUUAACUUCAUCUUGUUAAGUAACAGAAUAGUAAAAUAGUUAAGUGCCUGGUUAUUUAUUUACUGUAUUGAGUUGUUUUGUAACUUUUGCAGUUAUUUAGUGUUGUUGAUGGCUUUACGAAUCUUGUAAAUGUUUUGAUUUUACUUUAUAAAAGUUAUACAUAUAUUUGCUGUUGUAAUUGAAUUAUAA